This is a messenger RNA of Panicum hallii, 1209 nucleotides long. RefSeq names its product probable transmembrane ascorbate ferrireductase 3. The record is from RefSeq and is a predicted model, not a curated record. NCBI's taxonomy places the organism in Eukaryota, Viridiplantae, Streptophyta, Magnoliopsida, Poales, Poaceae. Gene Ontology annotation, molecular function: oxidoreductase activity. The transcript has 3 exons. The coding region runs from base 303 to 977 and encodes 224 amino acids.
CCUGUUGUCUGUAGAGGCCGAUGCCUUGCUUAAACACCCGGCUCGGUAAUAUACCAAACCCAAGACCACCUCCCCUGUGUAACCUCAGAUUCCCGGGCCAGGCAGGCCGGCCGCGCGGGGUCGUUAAAACCCCGGCGCUCCCAUGCAACCACCGGUCAAGCUAACCCUCCAACUGCUGCUCCUCUCACCCGCCUCCUCGCGCCUCCGCUCGCGAGCCGCGACUCCAUUGUGUCUUCUUCUUUGCCGGCGGCGGAGAGCUAGACAGCGAGCGAGGUUGCCGCAGGCGGCGGCGGCGGCUAGCCAUGGCGCACGGGAUCAUCGGGAGCCACCACCACUCCAUCAUGGCCUCGCGGGUGGCCAUGCUCGCGCACGUGCUGUUCCUGGCCACCGCCGUGCUCAUGCUCGUCUGGCUGCUGCACUACCGGGGCGGCAUCAACAUACAGUCCGAGGACCCCGAGCAGAUCUUCAAUGUUCAUCCGUUUGUGAUGUCCUGGGGGUUCAUUCUUCUUAUUGGAGAAGCCAUCCUGGCGUACUCGACGAUCCCGAUGGACCACCGGACGCAGAAGAUGGCGCACAUGAUGAUCCACCUGGUGGGCCUCAUCCUGGGCAUCUUCGGCGUGUACGCGGCGUUCAAGUUCCACGACGCGGCCGUGGUGCCGGACCUGAUGAGCCUCCACUCGUGGCUGGGCAUCACCGCCAUCGCGCUCUUCGGCCUGCAGUGGCUCUUCGGCUUCGUCACCUUCUGGCUGCCCGCGGCGCACGAGCACACCCGCGCCGCGGCGGCCCCCGCGCACGUCAUGGCCGGGCUGGCCAUCUUCAUGCUGGCCGUGUGCGCGGCUCAGACGGGGCUCGUGGAGAAGAGCGCCGGCGCCGCAUCCGCCGCCGAGAUGAAGCUCAUCAACGUCACGGGCAUCUUCAUCCUCCUCUACGGGGUCGCCGUCGCAUCCGCCGUCGCGCUGCGCAAGGCGUUCUUGUAGGCGUUUGUUUGGCCGGCCGGUCGGUCUGGAUCGGCGUUCACCAUUGAUGUGACACGGUUGGUGUUCCCUUGCGGAGUUGGUUUGGGCGGUUUGCGUGGUGGUUGCGUCUGCAUAGCACCGUGUGUCCGUGUGAGUGAGUUUUUCUGCGACAUUUGUGUUCGAUCGAUGCCUGCCUUCUUCAUCGGGAGCUUAAAAAAAAAAGAUGCACUUGGAUUUGUCAUUCGUAAUUCUU